GCUUCAGAGAGGUAUAUAAAGCUACACAUUCUAACAUUCCCAUAUUUCUUACAUCUGGAUACGACUGGACAUUUUCAAUAUAUAAGAAAAUCUUAUACAAAGGAGAAUGGAACUUAAAGUGUAUGGGCUAUUUAUUGCCCUGGGAUUCAUUGGAAGCUGUUUGGCUUACAGAGAUUGUGUUGUGGAUAGAUUCAGAGUCAUGGAAAAUUUCGACAAGUUUCGGUAUGCUGGCAAAUGGUUUGCGAUAGCUAAAAAGGACCCAGAGGGACUUUUCCUUAUUGAUAACAUAGAAGCAGACUUUUCAAUUGAUGGAUCUGGAAAAAUGACAGCAACAGCUAAAGGAAAAGUCAGAAUUUUGAACAAUGUGCAGUUAUGUGCCAACAUGGUCGGAACCUUCAAAGACACUGACAACCCUGCUAAAUUUAUUAUGGAAUACCAUGGGCUUUUGUCUUAUCUUGAACAAGGAACUGAUGACCACUGGGUUGUUGAUACUGAUUAUGAAAAUUAUGCCAUCCAAUACGCAUGCCGCAGACGAAAUCCAUUUGAUGGCACUUGUGAAGACAGCUACUCAUUUGUGUUCUCCCGUAAUCAAAAUGGAUUUACACCUGAUAUACAAAAGAUUGUGAGGAAAAGACAGGAGGAGCUAUGCUUGGAAAGGAAGUACAGAAUCGUUCCUCACAAUGGCUACUGCAAUUAAUGAAGUGGAACAGUAUUUUCCAACAUAAAGUGGAUUAAGAACUUGCAAGAAGGUCUGAUACUAAGCAACAUCCUCAGUCUUCAUUUAUUCAAAUACAUUUUUAAUAUCUAAGGAUUUAAAAAAAAUGUAUUCCAAUUAUGAUAUUAUCAAUGUAUAUAUUUAUACUAUGUUUAAUUUCAUCUCUGUGAUACUUUAAAAACUGUUUUGAUACCUUUCAAUUUGUAAAAAAAAUCAUUUGAUUUUUUUUCAAGAAAUAAAACCAUAAAGAUGAAUGCUCUAAAA
Messenger RNA from Bombina bombina (fire-bellied toad), 979 nucleotides. RefSeq names its product retinol binding protein 4 (gene RBP4). Lineage: Eukaryota; Metazoa; Chordata; Amphibia; Anura; Bombinatoridae. The transcript has 6 exons. Gene Ontology annotation, molecular function: retinol binding; retinol transmembrane transporter activity. The coding region runs from base 107 to 697 and encodes 196 amino acids. Gene Ontology annotation, biological process: retinol transport. The record is from RefSeq and is a predicted model, not a curated record.